This is a messenger RNA of Neofelis nebulosa (Clouded leopard), 712 nucleotides long. It is a transcript of the gene RPL35A, whose product is annotated as ribosomal protein L35a. Gene Ontology annotation, molecular function: structural constituent of ribosome. NCBI's taxonomy places the organism in Eukaryota, Metazoa, Chordata, Mammalia, Carnivora, Felidae. The record is from RefSeq and is a predicted model, not a curated record. The transcript has 6 exons. Gene Ontology annotation, biological process: ribosomal large subunit biogenesis; cytoplasmic translation. Gene Ontology annotation, cellular component: cytosolic large ribosomal subunit; ribosome. The coding region runs from base 321 to 653 and encodes 110 amino acids.
UUGGGACCCGUGGAGGUGAGGGAGUUCUGCUGCCGAACUUUGGGGGCAAAUAAGCGGGAGUGAGCUCAACCGUAUGCCUCGGCAAGGCACUGGUGCCGCUCGGAGACUCUGCCAGCCAGUGAUUUCUGUGGAUUCCAGCAACAGAGAGGACAGGAUUGAGGAGAUGCGGGGCUGAUGGGCUUCCUUUUGGAGUUUCCGGGAUCUAUUUCUUUCACUGUACAGUCUUGGCAUUUUCGUUUUAGUCCUCAUUUUGGAGUUUGCUCCGUUAUCAGGCAUUCUCAGGCUGGCCUGCUGGGAACAGGACUCCUGAAACGACAAAUAUGUCUGGAAGGCUGUGGUCCAAAGCCAUUUUUGCUGGCUAUAAGCGGGGUCUCCGGAACCAGAGGGAGCACACAGCUCUUCUUAAAAUUGAAGGUGUUUAUGCUCGAGAUGAAACUGAAUUCUAUCUAGGCAAGAGAUGUGCUUAUGUGUACAAAGCAAAGAACAACACAGUGACUCCUGGUGGCAAACCGAAUAAAACUAGAGUAAUCUGGGGAAAAGUAACUCGUGCUCAUGGAAACAGUGGCAUGGUUCGUGCCAAAUUCCGAAGCAACCUUCCUGCUAAAGCCAUUGGCCACAGAAUCCGUGUGAUGCUGUACCCCUCAAGGAUUUAAACUAACUGAAAAGUAAAUAAAUAAAGGUGUAGAUUGUUCUCUUGUAUUUUUGUUAAAUA